This is a messenger RNA of Paramuricea clavata, 4296 nucleotides long. Lineage: Eukaryota; Metazoa; Cnidaria; Anthozoa; Malacalcyonacea; Plexauridae. The record is from the annotation of a GenBank genome assembly.
UUAUCUUGUUUUUUGUUCCCAUCCAGAGAGACUCAAAAAGACAGUUGACAUUGAAUCAUCGACAGUUGAAAUAGAAGAAAGAGGUGUCAAGCUAAAACUGACAGUCGUUGAUACUCCUGGUUUUGGUGACAGUCUCGAUAACUCUGAAUGGUACAUAUGAAAUUUUCAAACAACUUUGUGAAACAAACCAAACUCCCUUUACUUUGACUGUUCAGGUCAUAAAUCAUAAUUAUCACAGCCAAUGUCUGUUUAGUCAUGGUCAUUGGAUAAUAUACAGCAGAAAGCAGUUUACUCCACAAAAAAUUAACCUUAACUGUAAUUUCUGUAAUUCAAACCGAAAGCAUGCUAUGCUGACAUGUCACUGCAGUAGGGAUACUAGGGAUGUGUCGAAUACUGCUUUGCCGGAACCAAAUAAUAACUGGAUACUGAUGGUGGUACUUGGACAAUACGUCAUUAACUUUUUGUCGUAAAAUUGUCCAUUAUCUGUUCAGUAUGUGGCACACAGGUCAUCCAACAAUAUACAAGAGAGAGCAGUUUACAUCACAAAAAACUUAACCGUAAUUUCGUUUUAAUGUGUCACAUGUCUGGUAGACUAGUUGUUUGUGUUUCACAAAAUCUUAAUGCAAAACAGAUGGUUUUGUGGUCAUUAGCAAAAGUUCCAGUAAUAUCCAGUAAUUCAAACUUUCUACUGGAUGUCUACAUUUUGCUGGAUACUCCGAUACUGGUAGCCAGAUCCGGCACAAUCUUUAGACUGAGGCAAAAUUCUAAUCAAAACCGAGUCGCAGAGGUUACAUGCACACAUACACACCAACACUUCCAACGUAUGCAUGUACCACACUUCUCCCCCAAAGUUUCCCUCCAGUACAAUAUCUAAUUAUUUUUCAGUUACAAACCGAUUCUGGACUAUGUCAACAAUCAGUUUAACACCUAUCUGAAGGACGAGUCUGGGCUCAAUCGAAGAAAUAUCGUUGACAAUCGAAUUCAUUGUUGUUUUUACUUUAUUUCGCCCACCGGGUAAGUCGCAAAUGAAAAUGAAAAAAAUACCGAAACAAUUGGCAAAUUUCAGUAUUAAGCAAGCGAGGGGGGCUAGCAGAAUGCAGAUGAUGGCAAGGAAUGUUAACAACUAACAAAUUGUGUUCGCACUGUUUGUUCCUAGUUGUUGCAACAAGUUUGGAACAAGCUGUUAAGGUUGUUCUAACAAGUCCGAUACAAUCAUGAUAUAACAAGAAUGUUACAAGGUUGACCGCACAAGGUUGUAACAAUUCAGGGUGCGAUAAUUCAAUAUUUUUGGCCGUACCUGACUGGUACUCCGACAACUUUUGCCGCGUACCUGAUCUGGUACAAACUUAAGAGUCAAGACGUACCUAAGACUACUUCCGAGUCAUGCGUUUUUAUACCUACGUAUAGUUUUAAUACUGGUCCAAAAGCAAAAAAUGUAUGGGCAAUUUUGCACAAAUGAAUCUUUAAUUAUGGUAUUUGUACAACAUAAUAUAACUGUUAUCAAAGCGUCGACGUCGUGACUCGAAUCGAAUGCCAUCGCUCAUUUACAGUGGAUUUACCGAGGGUGCUAUAUGUCUGACCUCAGCUACAUACAGUGGUGGCAGGUUGGCUAGUUAUUGCUAGAAAGGAAAUGUAAGUACGCGAAUAGUAAAUUUCCGCGUACCUACGUGGUACUUGGCUAAAAACAAAGAAGUACCAGACCAUAAAUUUGGCGUACCUCCGGUACGUUGGUACGCGAAUUAUCGCACCCUGGACAAUAUUGUUAUAUCAUGACUGUAUUGGACUUGUUGGAACGACCUUGUAACAAGUUGUAACAAGUCUGAUAGUAUCAACAAGGUUGUUACAAGUUGUUGACAGCUUGUUGGCAGACUGGCUGGCACACUUGCUUGAUUUUCUCACUCUGAUAAAUGCACGGUAGUUCUUAGUAAAACCCACCCAUAAAGAUGUAUUCUGUAUUUUCUGAAGGCUACAACCGAUCGACAUUGACUGUAUGAGACAACUGCACAGUCGAGUCAACAUUGUGCCAGUCAUCGGCAAGGCAGAUACUUUAACGCAAAAGGAACUGCGAGAAUUAAAAAAGAAGGUGAAAUUUUAACAACUAUAUAAUUAGCCUGGGGUGUACUAGGGCACCAAGCACCAAUAGACAAUUUCCAUUAUGGACUAAUUUUUUAUCUUGGCAAGAAAAAGUAUAUUCCCGGAAAGAGCGUACUAAAAUGAGUAAAAUUGCAAAGUUUGGUUGCGAAAUGUUGUAAAAUGCGGAAAAUAUAGCCUUGCAAAGUUCGCAAAUUUUGUGUACUUUUGUAUUGCGUGCGGAAAUUGCUAACACAUUUGGGCCGAAAAUGGUAGGAAUUUUACGCACGCAAUACAAAAGUAUACAAAAUUUGCAAGGCUAUAUUUUCCGCAUUUUACAAAAUUUCGCAACCAAACUUUGCAAUUUCAUUUUAGUAUGCUCUUUCUAUAGCUGUGUUGAUUUAUUUGCAUCUCCUUGCGCAAUUUUAAAAUUAGUCUAUAAUGGGAAUUUGUUUUAAUAUUUUGCAGAUAAUUCACGAAAUUCAGAAAUAUGAGAUUCAGAUCUAUCAACUGCCGUAUUGCGACGAUGACGAAGACGCCGAUUACAAGAAACAAACGGAGGAUUUGAGAGUAAGAUUUUUUCUAACUUCUAAGUUUUGAAGGAUUUGUAAGAAAUGUUUAAGGCAACUGACUGGGUGUUAAACAGCGAGUCAAGUUCCCUCGUACAUUCCCUACAAAUCCUUCAAAACCUAUAUGCAAAAUUCCUACUGUGAUCACAGAAAAUUUGACAGUGUAAAUCGGCUUUUAAUACUUCCCCAACACUAUCAUGUAUUUUAUUUAAAUUAAGUUAAAACAUUGUUGCAACACUCAUCUAGAGACCCAUCAAUUCGCAUCCUUGUUUGACCAUAGCUUAUCGAAGGGAAGAUGGCUUGAAACUCAUUAGAAUAACAAUAUAAAUUUGUUUAAUUUAAAUUGUUAAUUUUAUUUUCAACAAAAUUUUUUCCAAGAAUCUAUGUUUUUGUUUAUAACUCAUUAUCUAUGACUAUAUUAGUCAACGUUUCAUUCAUAAAUCUGGUCCUUCACCGUCGCGUGUGUAUUGUAUUUUUACCAAAUCCACCAAUAGCAAUUUCCAAUUUACCCUAAUGUUCGAGUCACGGAUAGGUAACUUUCCUAAGACAUUGCUAUUGGUUAGUUGGGCAAAAAUACAACACACACGUGUCGGUGAAGGACCAGAUUUAUGAAUAAACGUUGACUAACAUAGAUAAUGAGUUAUAUUGUUAUUCUAGUGAGUUUCACAGCCAUCUUCCCUUCGAUAGGCCAUGGUUUGACGAAGCUGGACUUAAGCUAAUUUAAUUUUUUUCACUGUGCCAUUCUAGGCGACCAUGCCGUUUGCGGUUGUGGGCAGCAAUGCGACGAUUGAAGUACAAGGCAAAAAGGUUCGAGGUCGCCGUUACCCCUGGGGUGUGGUUGAAGGUGCGUUGUUAAAUGGACAAACGUUCGAGAUGAUCGUUUCACACUCAUUUGUGCUGUAAUAUUUUUGUCUUUUUCAUGUAGUUGAGAAUCCAAAACACUCCGAUUUUGUUAAAUUGAGGACCAUGCUAAUGUACGUAUUUUGGCCAGUCGGUCUAUUAAUUAAGUUUGACAACUUUAUUGUAACCUACUCUACACGAGUAAAAAUCUCAUAUCUUGUAGCAAGUCUGCCAACAAGCCGUCAACAAGUUGUGUUCGCACUGCUUGUCCCAAGGCCAAGUUGUCAUCAAGUUUGGAAUAAGCUGUUAACAACAUGUAAUAAGCUUUGAUAACAUUGUCAGACGUGCUGUAAGGUUGUUCCAACAAGUCCGAUACAAUCAUAUAACAAUAUAUAUAUUGUUACAACCUCGUGUCGUCAACCUUGUUAUAUCAUGACGGUAUCAGACUUUUUAGAACUUUGUAACAAGUCUGAUAACGCCAUCAAGCUUGUUACAAUUUGUUAUCAGCUUGUUCCAAACUUGUUCCAACAACUGGGAACAAGCAGUGCGAACACAACUUGUCGACAGCUUGUGAACAGAUUCGUAACAACUUGUUUGCAGACCUGGAACAACCUGUGCGUUUUUACGUGUGUACUUGGGGAAAAUUUCAAUGAAACUGAAAGUAUUAAAUUGUAACAUGUGUAUUCUAAAAAUAGCACGCACAUGCAAGAUCUGAAAGAGGUAACGCAAGAUGUACAUUAUGAAAACUAUCGAGCAACGUGUCUCUCUGUCGGAGAUGGAACCACCACAGUACAACGAACUGCCAGGAGGUAAAUGA